AUGUCUCAAUACUUAAAACCUCUAUCGGUUGAUUCUAAGAGUACUGUGGUUGAUGCAAAGCAAAAGAAGUUUGAGGCAAAUGUUGAAUAUGCAUUACAGUAUUUUGAUACUGUUGCUGAAUGGGCUGAUUAUAUUGCAAAUUUGGGGAAGUUAUUGAAGGUUUUACAAAGUUGGACACCACAAUUUCAUAACGUGAAAUAUUAUGUUCCGUUACCAUAUCAAGUUAGUAGAAGGUUAACUUCCUCUCUUUUACCAAGCUUACCAGCUGGUGUGCAUAAAAAGACUUUAGAAGUUUACACCUAUAUCUUUAGUAAGAUCGGUAUUGAAGCUCUCUCUGCGGAAUGUAACAUUUGGGUCCCAGGUAUUUUACCUUUAAUGACAUAUGCUUCAAUGUCAGUAAAAUCUCAAUUGAUUGAAUUAUAUGAUACCUACUUAACACAAGUAAACAUAACAGCUUUACAAAUAAUUAUAAAACCAUUAUUAGCAAGUUUACUCACCGGUAUUGACGACGAUAGUAGUGAGUUUCAGCCUUUAGUGUUUAGAUUAAUUGAGACGGUUAGGGGAAGAUUAAAUAACGAUUCAUUAUUUUGGAAAUCAUUCUUUUUAAUAUUAAUAACCAAUAAGGAACACAGAUUAGGAGGCAUUGCACUACUAACCAAAAAAUUACCAUCACUAAAUGCCAUACCACACAAAAAGGCGACUAUUGCAAAGAGUGAUGAAGAGAAGAAUAUUGAUGAAACUGUGUUAACAAAACAAAAACUGAUGGAAAGAGGUUUAUCUACGUUAUUGCCAGGUACUGAGGACCUUGUAAAAGAAGAACCAGGUUUGUUAAUUAGAGCUUUCGUAUCUUGUAUGAAGCAAGAAAAUGAUAUUUUAAUAAAAAGAGGAAUAUUAGAUCUAAUGGUACAAAGGGUACAUUUAGAUUCCCCUGUUAUCCAAAUUAUAAUUUCUAAGGAAAACAAAGAGCUUCUUUUGAUCGAAUGCUGUAAAAUAAUGUUAAGCAGAGAUAUGUCUUUAAAUAGAAGAAUUUGGAAUUGGCUUUUAGGUCCUAAUAAUUAUUUGUCAAGUAAUUCAUCAUCUAAAAUCACAAAUAAUUCAUCUGAAGCUGGAGAUGGCAUGAAAGAACAAGAAACCUCAAACAGUUAUUUUGUAAAGUUUGGUUUAGAUCCUAUUCUAAACUCAUUGAGAGAACUGAUGGUACGAGAAACAACACUCCCUGUUUGUUUUAAUAUUUGCACGUCAAUGUUAGAUAAAUAUGAGCUUUCAUCUCUAAUUAUCCCCAAAUUAUUUUUACCGUUAAUGUUAGCUACGAUGCGAUUUCAAUCCAAUGACCAAAUUAUGGAUUUGUCAAACUCAUUUUUAAAUAGCAUUGAUACCGACAUUAUCUGGACCGAGAGUUAUCAAUACAUAAUCAAUAGUGACAAUUUUGAAUACUUGGAUUUUUUAUUGUCGAAUUUAAAUUUCAAAAAUUAUGAAGAACUUACGAUACGUCAUUUACCAUUAAUAUUUUUAACUUUGUUCGAGAUACAAAAGAAUAAGAAAGAUCGAUUUUUAUAUGAUGGUAAAUUUAUCAAUAUAUUAAUGAGAUUAAUAGAAUUAAUUCCGAGCAAAGCCUUUACACCGAUAGAUAACAUUGAUAUUUUGUCUGAAAGUAAAAAUAAAGCUGAUGAUGUUCUUACGAAAUUAACAGAAUACUAUAAACCUACGUUUUUCUCUAAUGGAGAAAAUAAUAUUAAAGAUCUAACUAAAAGUUGUUUUGACCUGAAUACUUUAACUUUACUCAUUUAUAAUGAUUCAUACCAGUUAUUAUCCACUUGCCUGAAUUCUAAUAUCAACACGAAAAAGUGUUUUGAAUUAUAUAUGGCUAUUUUAGACAAUUUACAAGGCGAUACUAGUAUUGGAAAAAGCGAAGAAUAUAAUUAUCAUACAAUUAAGGUAUGCUCUUUGAUUAACCAAUAUCUCGAUAACUCCAAUAUUGAUGAUGAAACAAUUUAUAUUAUUAAUAAAUUUUUCAUUAAACAUUUAGCUUCUAAAAUAUCUGUCAUUGAAUCUAAUAAAUUAUUAAAAAAAAUUAUGCAAUACUUGUGGAACUGUUUAUUGAUGGCGCCAACAAAAUUAGAUGCAGUAAAGUGCAUUGACGCUUUAGCAGACAACAUCCCCCCAGGUUAUAUCGAAGAGCAAUUAGCAUAUUCAUUUAUUCAAGAAACAGAUAUAGCAAAUAAGAUAUUUGUUUUGGAUUUACUUUGGAACCAUUUAGAUAAAGAUGUUAUAGUAUUGGGGAGAACUGUAGACCUGUUACUAGAUUAUUUAUUUGACAAGCAAAGCACCUUCUAUCUUUAUGCAUCACAAUGGUUACAAGAAAUCAAGAACAAUAAUACAAUCGAUAAAUUGUAUGAUUUUAUCUUGACGAAAUUAUUAAAAUUUGAAUUCUUAAAUAGAAAUUCGUUACAUGAGCUGGAUGAUCUGGAAAUGUUCACUUAUAAAAUCCAAUCUCUGAUAAACAUUUUAGAGACCAAUGAAGGAGAAAUUUUAGAAGAUCUAUUUACAAAACAAACAAAGACGUAUUUAUUUGAUAAAAAUAAAGAAACGAACACAUAUUCUUCACUAAUCAUAAAUAUUUUAAUACAGCUGUUGAAGAUGAGUAAUAACCAUCAUGUUGAAAGUGUAAGAAGUUCGUUGAUUUUAUUGGAUCUUUUGUUAAAUGGUGAAGAAUCUAAUUGCAAAGAAAUAGUUAUAUUUUUGCUUGAAAUGUCAUCGAAUUAUGGCUCAAAAGGUGAUUUUGAGUCAGAAUCCAUUGCAGUGUCUUUGAUUAAUAUUGUAUCGAAGGUAUUACACGAAUCAUAUGCAAACAAUGUAAAAUUAGAUAUUUUUGAAGACAACACAAUUCAUCUUAAAUAUCUAGAUUACCUUGUCACGAGUGUACCAAAAAUGGAAGGGACUCUAAUAAUAUCAGCUUAUGUUAAGUUAUUAUUAGAAAGUUUUGCAUAUUUCGAAAAUUCCAUUUUUCGUAUUAUUGUACCAUUGACCGGUUCCAUUAUUGAAUGUAUUCAAACUCUCUGCUCCAAAACGAAAGAGUCUGAUAAAUUCAUUAUGCCCAUAAUUUUAUUAUUAAAUGGAUUGGAAAAAUUAUUAAUGAAUGCUUAUAAAAAAUUAGAACCAACAACUGAAGAUAGUUUUUUUUCGGCUACAUCUGUGGGUUCUGAUUUCUUACAAUCAAUGGUUUCUAAUGUCUUUAUUUCAGAAGGCUCUUCUUCUUCUAAAAAUUCGCAAGGACAAUAUAAUGUUCUUUUUCAAUCAUUCAAACAAAUUUUACACUGCUGCCUCGAAGUCUGGGAAUCCUUGUCUUCUUUGCCUGGAUUUUCAAAGUCAAGCGGUUCCAAACAAUUGAUAACUUACAAUUCAAAAAGAUUAAAUGAUAAAAUUAUCCAUCUAAUAUAUUCCCUAUUUAACUUGGAGCCAAUUGAAACCAUUGAAUGCAUUUCUACGCUGCAAAAAGAUAGCAUUUAUUCUCUAUUAAGUUCACUUAUGAAUACCUAUGAAAUCGAUUUUGGUCCGUUCAUUCUUUAUGAUAUUACAAUUAUAUGCAAUAAAGGUUCAGAAUUACAUUUUUCGAUAAAUAGUGAUUCAACAACAAUUAACAAAAUUUCCAGAAACGUUAAUAAUCACAAUUCUAAAAUUAGUACAAAAUUUUUAGUUAAAUUUCUUUUGGAAUACAUUUUAGAAGUUUCAGAUUUCAAGAAGGAUAUUUUCUUAAAAGAUCUUUCAAUAUUCUUUAAACAUAUAUCUAAUAAUUAUUUGAAAUUUGAAGACAUAUCGCUUGAAUUAUUGCAGAUGUACUCAAUUGUAGCCCAAGAAGUUGGUAGUGGAAAAAUAGAAAAUAAUGCAGUUUUUAAAAAAGACUUGUCAGAUACGUUUAUUAAAUACUUACCUAAUGCCAUCAAUUUGAGAACGUCUGACACUGAGGAACAACUAAAAAUGAAAUUUAAAACAAUAAAAUUAGUUGUCUCAAAUAUUCACUUAAUAUUAGACGAGAAAAAGGAGAGUGAUAAAUUUCAAAACUGUUUAUCUACUAUUAUAUCAAUAGCCCUUCAACCAAUCUAUAAAAAGCUAGAUUUUGAUUCAUUACCAGACGAAUUUUACGAAUUAUCACUUGCAGUAACUAUAAAUUCUAAUGGAGACAGCUUGUGGAAUACAAUAAUCAACAACACCUAUAACAAUGACAAAAUAUUUAAGUCUUUAGAAUUGAUGCACAAGUUAUCACCAAUCUUCCUAAUUUGGUCAAAUUAUUCUACGAACAAGACCAACUUAAUAGCGACUUUGUUACUGGGAUCUGAUCCAAUGCCUCUUGCUAUCAGACCAUCUGUUAUUUCGUUUAAUUCUUGGAAUUAUUCUGAAUUAGACAUAAAAUUCAUAAGAAUAUUGAAAAUAUCGUACUUGAUUUUGAUAAACAAAAAUGAUAAUUAUUUACUAAGUUUUAAAGAGUUGAUAGAAUAUGUUUGCCAGUCUUUAUUAUCCCACGAAACAAAAUUGAAAACUGCUUCUUGGAUUUUAUUAAGAAGUUUAUUAUUCAAAUAUUCAGAGUCUCAUUUCCAUGAAUAUUGGCCUUUAAUUUCCUAUUGUUUGCAAACCAAUUUACAAGAUUUCUAUGAAAAAUUGAAACUUCAAGUCCCUAUUGAUGCAAAUAAUGUUCUUCAAAUGGCAAAAUCAUUAGAUUUACUAUUGCUAUUUAAUUUUGAAGAUUUCAGUGCUACGAAUGAAUGGUUAUUUAUUAUUGAUAGUAUAAAUUGUAUAUCUAAAGAGGGUCCAUAUAUGUCCUUAUCUGAUAUAAUUGGAGAAUCCAAAGAAUACGAAACAUUAUCAAGCACUAUAUCGCCAAUAAAAUUAUCCGGUCCUGUUAAUUCGUUGCUGCUACUAGGAAUCAAUAAUAUUGAUAGCCAUUUUAGAUUAAAAGAUUUUUUUAAGAAUAUCAGCUACUUCCAUUAUGAGUAUGUUUACAGCCUGGAAAAGGUUGAUAUGAAGCCCAUCGAAAAAGACCUAAUCGAAGACAUUUUCUGGGCCUAA
Molecule: messenger RNA, 5061 nt
Organism: Tetrapisispora phaffii CBS 4417
Lineage: Eukaryota; Fungi; Ascomycota; Saccharomycetes; Saccharomycetales; Saccharomycetaceae
Exons: 1
Coding region: 1-5061 (1686 amino acids)
Biological process (GO): Golgi to endosome transport
Cellular component (GO): endosome; trans-Golgi network
Source: RefSeq, a predicted model, not a curated record